Malania oleifera is the source of this 1193-nucleotide messenger RNA. RefSeq names its product anaphase-promoting complex subunit 10. NCBI's taxonomy places the organism in Eukaryota, Viridiplantae, Streptophyta, Magnoliopsida, Santalales, Ximeniaceae. Gene Ontology annotation, cellular component: anaphase-promoting complex. Gene Ontology annotation, biological process: anaphase-promoting complex-dependent catabolic process; protein K11-linked ubiquitination. The transcript has 7 exons. The record is from RefSeq and is a predicted model, not a curated record. Bases 239 to 817 code for a protein of 192 amino acids.
AUGGAAAAUGGAAAACAGAAAAGAGAAACUAUACGAAACAGCCGACUACAGUCCCACUUCUCUCGGGUGAGUUGUGGGGUAACUGACUGGGGUUUGGGUUGAGCUUGCAAAUGAUCCGCGAGCUAUCGGAGCUGUGGGGGUCGCGGACCUGCUCUCACUCGAUAUGCGUUUAGGGUGGCGUUAACUCGGAGCUGUCGGCCGGAGCAGCUCUCACCUCUCACUCCCAGCUCAGGGGAAUAUGGCGACAGAGUCAUCAGAAGGAGAAGAAGAAGGAAAGCUGGUGGGGGGUAAUCAACAGCUGGUGGUUGAUGAUGACCUGCGUGAGAUGGCCAAGAAGGCUGCUUGGAGUGUUAGCUCAUACAAGCCUGGCAACGGUGUCCUCUCUCUCCGAGAUGACAACCUCGACACCUAUUGGCAAUCAGAUGGUGUGCAGCCUCAUUUGGUUAAUAUUCAAUUCCAAAAGAAAGUUAAGCUGCAGCUAGUUGUCCUCUAUGUGGAUUUCAAGCUUGAUGAGAGCUACACGCCUAGUAAGGUAUCUAUUCAUGCUGGUGAUGGCUUCCACAACUUGAAGGAAAUAAAAACUGUGGAACUUGUCAAGCCAACUGGUUGGGUUUAUAUAUCCUUAUCGGGAAAUGAUCCUCGGGAAACAUUUGUGAACACUUUCAUGUUGCAAAUUGCGGUUUUGUCAAACCACCUCAAUGGGAGGGAUACGCAUGUGCGCCAGAUCAAAAUUUAUGGGCCCCGACUGAACCCCAUUCCGCAUCAGCAAUUUGAGUUCACUUCAAGAGAGUUCACCAUGUACUCUUCGGUGAGAUGAGGACGGUGAGACUGCUGUUAAACCAGGCAGGGGCGCAAGCAGAAGCACAGAGGACGUUCGUGCAACUUUGUAGCUGUGAUUAUCAUUCAUAUCUUACCUAGAUGUGGAGACAAUCCAACUAUACCUUACCUAGAUGUGUAGACAAUCAAACUAAGAUGGUUUGAUAUAUCAGGGUUAUCUUUUUCUUUAAGUCGUUCCCGUGAUCCUUGCCUUUUGUGAAAAGAAACAUUUGAAGACUCUGUUUUUGGGCUGUAGUAUAUGUGGCGCGUGAGAGUGGUGGCCUAGUGUUAAAAUUAAACAGCAGAGCCCUGUGGAAAACUAAAUUUUUAUUUUUACAACAUUUGUAUGAAAUAAAUUAACAUAAAGAGUUUUGACA